Purpureocillium lilacinum is the source of this 1833-nucleotide messenger RNA. RefSeq lists its product as uncharacterized. The record is from RefSeq and is a predicted model, not a curated record. NCBI's taxonomy places the organism in Eukaryota, Fungi, Ascomycota, Sordariomycetes, Hypocreales, Ophiocordycipitaceae.
AUGUCUGCUCUGGAAGCCGACGUCGCCUUCGACUUCACCUUUCCCUCCCCCUCGACCCCCCCUCCGCCCUCAUAUGGCUUUACCGUGGAUGGCGCCUUCACCUUUGACCCGACGUUUCUCGAAAUUCCCUACGGCUAUCAUGACCACCGCCAUGCCCGGUCCUCAUCCAAGGCAUCGUCCAUCUACUCGGCCGUGUCGACUGUCGACUCUACGCCCGACUCUGUCUGCACGCGCUUGACCACUCCUCCGCGCGCAAGCCCCCCUGUCGUUCGUCAUGGCCCUCUCUUGCUCCCCAAGAUCCGGCCGCAGGACCAGAACCUCGACGGUUCACAGCUUCCUGUUGCCAACGUUAAUGCUCGCCGUGCCAAGAAGGCCCAGACAACCCCUCCGCCUCGGCCCAGGCCUGCCUCUGCCAAACCACUCCGCUCCAGCCAUGCCCGCAGUUACACCAACCCGGAGACACUCAGCAGCAUGGCUUAUGCGCACAUGUCCUCCUUUGCUGGGGCCUCGUUUCACGGGAGUGAUCCGGCGCCGCUGCUGUGUUCGCCCGCCGCCUUUGCGCAAGACACCGUACUGUCCUCGGAGCCGGACCUGAUGAACCCGGGCGUGUCUUCUGAGCUUCCCUCCCGCCGCGCUUCAACAUCGUUCAGCGUCGACGCGGCUGUCAUUGACCGGUACGGCUAUCCCACGUAUCGCCGGAUGCCGUUCUCGUCGGUGCCACCGACUAGCAACAUGACCAGCCAGGCAGACUGCGCCUUUUCGUCAUAUACCCCUAGAGCUCCGUCCCCUCUGGCGAUUGCUGCCUCCCUUGAUGAGGCUUCCACUCCUUCAACACCCUCGACGACGCUCAUCAACUUCCUGACUGCCUCCAACCCUGCCGCGUCUCUUGUGCGCAACAUUUCUUUCCCACUCCGCGACCCUAGCAUCCGACACUUUUGGUGGGAUGUCCGGAAUGUUCGAUCGUGGACCUCUUUCACUGCGUCUGCCGUUCUCUCUCUGCCCGGUGCUCGGGCUCUGCUGACCACGCCGGUCCCUGCCCCUGUCCUCCCCCAGCCGAACAUGUCGGUUAGACACCCUGACACAGAGGCGGCCCUGCAUGGAAUUUAUACGUCCUUUUAUCUGCCAAAGAUGAACGCAGCCCUUGCUAUUUCAUCGAACCGCUCUCUGCAAAUUUCUGUGCCGACCAAGGCAGCCAACGGCAUGAGUGACCUUCUCUUUCUUGUCAACGCUGCGGGUGAGUCCGCCACAGCGGCGACAAUGUUCGGUGGCAAGCCCUCCGCCCGUGUCGUCGGCCUGGUCCGAAGUUUCGACCGCUUCAAUACUGGCAUGCGUGUUGAAGGCAACAUCAAGCGCGUUGAAUAUCUCCGCGGCCUGUCUGCGAUUCAUCAUGCCAUGCGCGAACAUGGAUGCCGCUACGGCUUCAUCCUCACCGAGAUUGAGCUUGUCCUCGUUCGCGCCGGGACGGAACCAACGCCUUUCUUUGGUGAUCUCGAGAUCACUUCCGUGCAGCUGGCCACCUCGGCCCCUGAAGGCGACUUGGAAAGCACACCGUCCAUGGACACGCCCCAGGCCAUGACCGCCUGCCUCGCGCUUUGGGGACUCUGCCAGCUUGCGGGGGAUAGGGCGCCUCCGGGCCACCCUCACUGGAAAGCCGAGAUCGGGGCCCCGGCCGAGGGGACGCGUCGCAAGGCAAAGCCUCGGGAUAACUGGAUGCCGCAGCCCCAACUCGCGGAGAAGCGAGAAGCCAAGCGCAGCCGUGGUUGGGUCUGGCCCGAGGAUGCCAUUGGCAGGAAGGAGAUGGGCAAGCGAGGCGUCAAGUACGGCAACUUCUGA